AUGUCUGUAAAUGCAGUCAAUUCGAAGUUUAUAGCGUCGUCAUCAUCUACAGUUCAAGUGACUGAGAAAGUUCUAGCGUCUUGUAGACCAGCAAAAUUGUUUGAUUACCAUCAAGGUGCUACAAUCUCUUCACUUGAUUUCGAUGACUCUGGGCAAUACUUGAUUUCUUCGGGAAUUGACAAAUCUAUUCAACUAUACGACUGUCAUAAAGGUGUACAUAAGGGAGAUAUACAAUCUCAGAAAUAUGGCGCGCAUUCUGCUAGGUUUACCCAUUCGGAUUUAAAUUGUUUGUACGCAUCAACACCAACCGAACCACAGGAAAAUGAGCAUGCCAUAAGAUACCUUUCGCUAUCAAAUAAUCAAUACUUACGAUAUUUCAAAGGUCACAAACGACAAGUUAGUUCAAUUGAAGUGAACCCGAUUCAUGACACAUUUAUAAGUUCGAGUUUUGACGGAACUGUAAAAUUAUGGGACUUGAAAAGUUCAUCUCCAACAGGAAAUAUUGAAGUUGGACAAAAUUCCGUGGUUGGAUUUGACCCGCAAGGUGUUGUUUUUGCAAUUGGGAAAUAUCCUGGUGCUGAAUCUUCAACGGGAAUAUUGAGCAUCUAUGAUUUAAAAAGCUUCGACAAGGGACCAUUUUUACAAGUGGAAAUACCAACUUUACAAGGACAACUUUGGAAUAGCAUAGAAUUUUCCAACAAUGGGAAACAUAUAUUAAUUUCAACCGAUUCAUGCCAACAUUAUAUUGUUGACUCGUUCCUGGGUCAUGUACAAGCAAUAAUUCAAUUAGCCAGCCCAACUCCUAAUAAGUGGAUGUCGUUUAAGUAUCCAUACACUGGAUGUUGCACUUUCUCACCGUGUGGGAAAUUUGUUCUCGCAGGUAGUCCUAAGUCUGUUGUCCACAUUUUUGAUAUCAGCAAUUUGAAAUCUGCUAAAGGUGCACCAACGGAUCCAGUAAUACUCACCAAUUCGAUUACUAAGUUGAAUAGUACGACCGGGAUUCCAAAAAUCUUAGCGUUCAAUCCAAAGUUGUUGACUUUUGCAACAGCAGAUACAACCGUGACUCUUUGGCUGCCAAGUGGGUAA
Spathaspora passalidarum NRRL Y-27907 is the source of this 1086-nucleotide messenger RNA. RefSeq names its product WD-repeat containing protein (gene SWD2). The transcript has a single exon. The coding region runs from base 1 to 1086 and encodes 361 amino acids. Gene Ontology annotation, molecular function: protein binding; chromatin binding. Lineage: Eukaryota; Fungi; Ascomycota; Pichiomycetes; Serinales; Debaryomycetaceae. Gene Ontology annotation, cellular component: Set1C/COMPASS complex. The record is from RefSeq and is a predicted model, not a curated record.